Messenger RNA from Scylla paramamosain (green mud crab), 2089 nucleotides. RefSeq names its product ATP synthase subunit alpha, mitochondrial (gene blw). Gene Ontology annotation, molecular function: ATP binding; proton-transporting ATP synthase activity, rotational mechanism; ADP binding. Gene Ontology annotation, biological process: proton motive force-driven ATP synthesis; proton transmembrane transport. The record is from RefSeq and is a predicted model, not a curated record. Bases 89 to 1741 code for a protein of 550 amino acids. The transcript is spliced from 8 exons. NCBI's taxonomy places the organism in Eukaryota, Metazoa, Arthropoda, Malacostraca, Decapoda, Portunidae.
GGGGAAAAAAGCGAAAAACACAUUUGAAGGGAAGGGAUGUGUGGCCGGCAGGGUGCAGUUAGACUCCUCCAUCUUAGACACAGACGAGAUGGCUCUGCUCUCUGCACGACUCGCCUCCUCCUUGGCGCGCCAGCUGCCCAGGACAACCUCCCAGGUUGCCAAGCUCUUGCCUGCGGCCUCCAUCGUAUCCCGCAAGCUCUCCACCAGCAAUGUCGUGGCGUCGGCUGAGGUCUCCACCAUCCUGGAGGAGCGCAUCCUGGGUGCUGCUCCCAAGGCCAACCUGGAGGAGACUGGUCGUGUACUGAGCAUUGGUGAUGGUAUCGCCCGUGUCUAUGGCCUCAAGAACAUCCAGGCUGAGGAGAUGGUGGAGUUCUCCUCGGGGCUCAAAGGUAUGGCUCUGAACUUGGAACCUGACAAUGUUGGUGUUGUGGUGUUCGGUAAUGACAAGCUGAUCCGAGAGGGUGACAUUGUGAAGCGUACUGGAGCCAUUGUGGAUGUGCCAGUCGGUGAGGCCAUCCUGGGCCGUGUGGUGGAUGCUCUCGGCAACACUAUUGACGGCAAGGGACCCAUCACUGGCGGCCAGAGGGCUCGUGUGGGAGUGAAGGCCCCCGGCAUCAUCCCCCGCAUCUCUGUGAGGGAGCCCAUGCAGACUGGCAUCAAGGCUGUGGACUCACUUGUGCCCAUUGGCCGUGGACAGCGUGAACUGAUCAUUGGAGAUCGUCAGACUGGCAAGACUGCCAUUGCCAUCGACACAAUCAUCAACCAGAAGCGUUUCAACGAUGGUGCCGAGGAGAAGAAGAAGCUGUAUUGUAUCUAUGUUGCUAUUGGACAGAAGAGGUCAACUGUUGCCCAGAUCGUGAAGAGGCUGACUGAUGCUGAUGCCAUGAAGUACACCAUUGUGGUGUCUGCCACUGCCUCUGAUGCUGCUCCCCUGCAGUAUCUGGCUCCCUAUGCCGGCUGUGCCAUGGGAGAGUACUUCCGUGACAACGGCAAGCACGCCCUCAUCAUCUAUGACGAUCUGUCCAAGCAGGCUGUGGCCUACCGUCAGAUGUCCCUGCUGCUGCGUCGUCCCCCUGGCCGUGAGGCUUACCCUGGUGAUGUGUUCUACCUCCACUCCCGUCUGCUUGAGCGUGCUGCCAAAAUGAAUGACACCAAUGGUGGCGGCUCUCUCACUGCUCUGCCCGUCAUUGAGACCCAGGCCGGUGACGUGUCUGCGUACAUCCCCACCAAUGUGAUCUCCAUCACUGAUGGACAGAUCUUCUUGGAGACUGAGCUGUUCUACAAGGGUAUUCGUCCUGCCAUCAACGUGGGUCUGUCUGUGUCUCGUGUAGGCUCAGCUGCCCAGACCAAGGCCAUGAAGCAGGUUGCCGGCUCCAUGAAGCUGGAAUUGGCCCAGUACCGUGAGGUGGCUGCCUUUGCCCAGUUUGGCUCUGACCUUGACGCUUCCACCCAGCAGCUGCUGAACCGUGGUGUGCGCCUCACAGAGCUGCUCAAGCAGGGACAGUAUGUGCCUAUGGCCAUUGAGGAGCAAGUGGCAGUCAUUUACUGUGGUGUGCGUGGCCACCUGGACAAGCUUGACCCCUCCAAGAUCACCAAGUUUGAGCAAGAGUUUAUGGCCAUGAUCAAGACCAGCCACCAGGAUGUCCUCAACACCAUUGCCAAGGAGGGACACAUCACCCCAGAGACUGAUGCUAAAUUGAAGAAGAUCGUGAUAGACUUCAUGGCCACCUUCCAGGCUUAAGCUUAUUUAUGGAGAGGUUGUCUGUUAAGAGAUGGCAGGAGAUCCACGUGUUCCCUCAAAAUGAGAGAAUGGACUCUAUUUUCCCAUGCAGUGUCUGGAAGUGCUCGAUACAGGGGAAUGUCUUUAUUUCCUGAUGUAUAUAUUUAAGCCAAUGUCAAUAAUUCAGAGGAUCAGCUCUGAACGCCCUUCUCCCUUUACAUUUCCAUAUUUUUUAAUUAUUAUGGAGGUAGCCACAUUGUAUAUAGAAAGUUUAUUGUCCCAGAAAUCUAUGCCUGAGUUUAAAAGUAAUUGUAAUAAAGUGGAAAAUUGUGUAGAGGUUCUCCAUAAUAAAUAAAGGGACCUUUUUUA